CUGAACAAUGAGCUGGACUUUAGUAGAAACACUACAUUUCCCAUGAAUGAAGCAGAAGAGGCAGAUCCUUCAGAGCAUCUGAAAAGAAAUUCGUUCAUAUGGUUCAGCGGAGGAUUCAACUCUUUUCUGUCAAUCACAGACAUGACUGAGGGAACGCACCUGCGGAGGCGAGGCGGGCCGUACAGGACAGAGCCAGCCACAGACAUGAGCCGCUGGAGGCUGACGAAUGUCGAGGGCAGGCAGACCUGGCGCUAUGUGGAAGAUCAGGACAGCCCAGACAGGGAGCAGACCAUGCUGGAAGCCCAUUCUCUAGGCUUGGACACGAGUAAGUUUGUGCCUGGCUCUCCAGCUGCCCACACAGCUGUAGAUGCAGCUCUGAAAGGUAUGCACUUCUACAGCCACCUCCAGGCCGAGGACGGUCACUGGGCAGGGGACUACGGCGGACCCCUCUUCCUGCUCCCAGGGCUCCUGAUCACAUGCCAUGUGGCUAAGAUCCCUCUGGCCGAGGCCUGGAAGAAAGAGAUGGUGAGGUACCUGCGCUCCGUCCAGCUGCCAGACGGAGGCUGGGGUCUACAUAUUGAAGAUAAGUCUACCGUCUUUGGCACAGCGCUGAGCUACACCUCAUUAAGGAUCCUGGGAGUAGAUCCUGAUGAUCCAGAUGUGGUUCGAGCCAGGAAUAACCUGCACAGCAAAGGCGGCGCUGUGGGGAUUCCCUCAUGGGGUAAAUUCUGGUUGGCCAUUUUAAAUGUCUACAGUUGGGAGGGAAUGAACACACUGCUACCAGAGAUGUGGCUGUUCCCCACUUGGAUGCCAGCCCACCCCUCUACCCUGUGGUGCCACUGCCGCCAGGUCUACCUCCCCAUGAGUUAUUGUUACGCUGUCAGACUGGCUGCAGAGGAAGACUCCCUGGUUCUCAGCCUCAGACAGGAGCUUUAUGUCCAGGACUAUGCAACCAUUAACUGGCCUGAUCAGAGGAACAACGUGGCAGCAUGUGACAUGUAUACGCCUCACAGCACACUGCUCAAUGUCGCUUACAUGGUGAUGAAUGUGUACGAAGCCCACCACAGCACCACACUGAGAGGAAGGGCUGUCAAAGAACUGUAUGAACACAUCCUGGCUGAUGACUGCUUCACUAAAUGUAUCAGCAUUGGACCGAUCUCUAAGACUAUCAAC
Molecule: messenger RNA, 1173 nt
Organism: Micropterus salmoides (largemouth bass)
Lineage: Eukaryota; Metazoa; Chordata; Actinopteri; Centrarchiformes; Centrarchidae
Product: lanosterol synthase-like
Exons: 10
Biological process (GO): triterpenoid biosynthetic process; cholesterol biosynthetic process
Cellular component (GO): lipid droplet
Molecular function (GO): lanosterol synthase activity
Source: RefSeq, a predicted model, not a curated record